Messenger RNA from Penicillium cosmopolitanum, 2133 nucleotides. RefSeq lists its product as uncharacterized. The record is from RefSeq and is a predicted model, not a curated record. The transcript is spliced from 6 exons. Gene Ontology annotation, molecular function: transmembrane transporter activity; oxidoreductase activity. NCBI's taxonomy places the organism in Eukaryota, Fungi, Ascomycota, Eurotiomycetes, Eurotiales, Aspergillaceae. Gene Ontology annotation, cellular component: membrane. The coding region runs from base 1 to 2133 and encodes 710 amino acids. Gene Ontology annotation, biological process: transmembrane transport.
AUGCGGCCUACUAUCCCACUUUCACUUGGUCGUCUUUCUGGCAAAACAGCACUUAUAACAGGGGCUGGGUCUGGAAUCGGCGAAGGCAUAGCUAAAUUCUUCACAAAAGAGGGUGCAAAUGUUGUCAUCGCAGAUAUCGCAAAAGAUGGAGGAGAGCGUGUCGAGAAGGAUAUCCAACAAUCUCAUUUCGAAGGGCAUGGACGGGCUUUAUUUUUGAAGUUUGAUUGUACGACAAGUCGAGCAUGGAAAGAUGGUCUAAAGUUCGCUCGCGAUGAAUUUGGCAAUCUGGAUAUCGUGGUGAAUAAUGCUGGUACAACAUACAACAAAAAGUCCAGUGUCGAAGUUACCGAAGCGGAGUUCGACAAGAUCAUUGCUGUCAAUACUAAGAGCAUUUAUCAUAGUGUUGUCGAGAUCAUGCCUUACAUGGCAGAGCAACGCCGGGGUGUUUUUAUCAAUACAUCAUCGGUGGCUGGAUUCAAGGUUCGACCUGGACAAGUGUUUUAUGGUGGGACCAAGGGCUUUGUGAACACCAUCACACAGGGACUAGCUGCAGAAUGGGGCCCGUAUAAUAUUCGAGUGAACUCGAUCUGUCCACUACGAUCUCCCACGGCUUUAUUAGAAAAGUUUUCUGGUGUACCGGAUACACCAGAGGAACGUGCCCGAUUCUCCAAGAGUGUCCCCUUGCAGAGAAUGGGAGAUGUUGACGCUAUUGCUCAUGCUGCCGUUUACUUGGCGAGUGAUGAGGCAAACUUUGUGACUGGAAUUAACUUCCCUGUUGACGGAGGGAGGUUGGCUAAGUAUAUAGUGUCGAUCCCCAAUUGCGGGAAAGUAAGCAAUCGCUACUGCUUCUUGCGUUUUGAUUCCGUACUACCGACAACCAUGGAUCUUGAAAAGGAACCCCCAGAGCACACGGAGGAGGCACGAUCUGUUGUCUUCCUUGAUGACCGUGAGGAGUAUGACUAUCUUUCGAGCAAAUUUGACACAAAACGGCGAGACAAGCUCCUGCGGAAAAUUGAUUGGCGCUUAUUGCCGAUACUGUCUCUAUUCUAUCUCAUAUCGUUCAUGGACCGAGCCAAUAUUGGUAACGCGAAGCUACAGGGCCUCGAGGAAGAUUUGAACUUGACUCCCGGCGAGUAUAACUGGGCAUUGACUAUAUUUUUCUUCCCUUACGGCGCCUUCGAGGUUCCUAGCAAUCUUGCAUUAAAGUUUACAAAGCCCUCAAUAUGGAUUCCUAUUAUCAUGCUCUCAUGGGGCUUGGUGAUGAUGUGUAUGGGUUGGGUGCAAGACUACUCUGGAUUAUUGGCGACUCGCUUUUUCUUAGGAGUGACCGAGGCUGGUCUAUUUCCGGGGGUAACUUAUCUUUGCUCUACGUGGUAUUGCCGUUAUGAGCUGCAGUUUCGUAUUGCUCUGUUCUAUUGCGCAGCCAGCCUCGCAGGUUCUUUCUCGGGACUUCUUGCAUUUGGCAUAGGGUUCAUGGACGAUAUUAUUCACGAUCGUAUCUAUGGAACAUACGCAUUGUCCUUCAGUCUUCCCACGACAAUCAAGAUCCUUGGCUACACUGCAGCUCAGGCGCAACUUAUGACCAUUCCAGUAUACGCAUUUGCGAGCAUAAUGUGUGUGCUCAAUGCAUGGGUCUCUGACCGCCUGGGGCGCCGAUAUCAUGCUGUUGUGGUUCCCUACCUGAUCGGAAUCAUAGGGUUCAUUAUUUGCAUAACCGUUGACCCGGUAGAAAAGCCAGGAGUUAUCUAUCUUGCGAUGUUCUUCAUUGCAACUGCACUUUUCCCCACGACUCCCAGCGUCGUUUGCUGGAUGGCGAAUAAUCUAUCGGGACAAUGGAAGAGAGCAGUCGGAAUGGCUCUUACAUUUACUGGCGGCAACCUAAUCGGAGGUGUUGUCGGGUCUAACAUCUUUUUGGUCCGAGAGUCUCCAAAAUUUCACACGGCCUACUACAUAAUGGUGGCCGUUUUUGGGGCGGGCAUUUUGGUCGCCACGUUCAAAUUAUGGCUUCUCAUUGCGACAAACAAGAAGCGAAAUAGUCUGAUUGAAUGUGUGCCGGAGGAAAGACUGGCAAUCUUGGAUGAAGAAACUAAGUCUUUGGGAGACAGAAGCCCCUUUUUCCGUUAUACGCUAUGA